UCGUAACUGUAACACUGGUCACAUUACUCAUAGCUUGAGGCUCUGCAACACGGUCGGAUAUCACAACAGCAGCAUAAACCAGCCGUGAGAUUUGCACCAAAACGUUUCCUUGCCGGGACAGUUAUUGGCACUUGACGAACCAGAUCCAGCGCCUUCUGUGAAAUAAGAGAAAAAUGUCCCUGUCUGGCUGGGUGUGUGUGGUAACCGGUGCCUCCAGAGGCAUUGGUAGGGGAAUAGCUCUCCAGCUGUCCGAGGCAGGAGCCACCGUCUACAUCACUGGACGCCAGGAGAAGACUCUGAAACAAACUGCUGCACAGGUUAAGGAGAGGGGUGGAAACUGUGUGCCAGUUAUCUGUGAUUCUACAAAAGACGAAAAUAUUGAAGAACUGUUUGAACAAAUCAAACGUGAACAGAAUGGCAGGCUGGAUAUCCUGGUGAACAAUGCCUACGCUGGGGUACAGGAUAUCUUCGAGAAUAUGGGAAAGAAGUUCUGGGAAACAGAUCCGUCUAUUUGGGAUUCCAUCAACAACACAGGGCUCAGGGGCCACUAUUUCUUCUCAGUUUACGCGUCCCGGUUGAUGGUGGCUCAAGGCCGAGGUUUGAUAGUGACUAUUUCAUCAAUGGGAGGGCUGCGCUAUCUCUUCAAUGUGCCAUACGGCGUUGGUAAAGCCGCUUGUGACAGGCUGGCAGCAGACAUGGCUGUUGAGCUGAAAAGUAGGGGAGUGGUUUCUGUCAGCCUGUGGCCGGGAGCAGUGCAGACAGAGUUGGUGUCUCAGUUCAUACUGGAGAAGGAUACACCAGAGGGUGUAAAUUCUAAGUUUAAAGAUGUAUUUGCUGCUGGAGAAACCACAGAACUGAGCGGGAAGUGCAUAGUCAACCUGGCAAAAGAUAAAAGUCUGAUGUCGCUGACUGGGAAAGUUAUAAUGACUUGUGACCUGGCAAGGCGCUAUGGGAUUCAAGAUAUUGAUGGGCGAAGUGUAGUUGACUACACCUCCCUAAAAUUCCUGUUGACUCAGGUCCCAUAUCUCUCCUGGCUCUCAGUUGUUGUCCCUUCAUUCCUACGACUGCCACGCUUUGUGCUCACCCUGGCAAAUAGCCGCUUCUAAACAGUUCCUGCAUCAGUACUGACAUGCCAGUAAUACAUUGUUUCAGCUGACACAUGUGGUCCAAACUUUAGAUCCUAUAUAAGCCUUGUGAGUGGUUUUGGAUCACAUCCAUUACUGUUAGCUGAAGGGAGAUAAUAACACUUAACAUGUUAAACUAUUUACACUACCUUUUUUUUAUUUUUAUGAAGGAUUGUUGUUUAAAUGACCUUACAUAUCCACUACUACUCGAGGACUUGAUGAAUGUGAUUCUAUGAAGUUUGAGGUAAACAUGAAGGACGGUCUAGAAUAUUUUGUGUAUUUUAAGAUGCAAUGUCACCUGUGGGUGAAGCCACACAAUGAUGGGAAUUAUUAAUAUCACCACAUGUAUCAUUUUUUCAAGCAGUUUACAAAAUCACAAUUAUCUGAAGCAAACUAUGACACAUUUUUAGAAACAUAUGAAUGUUUGUGUAUUUUUGCAUCUAUUUGUAAUAUUUCUAUUAAAUGUAUAUACACAGUACUACAACUUCCAGUGUAUUUCAAUUGCCAAGUGACCGUAUAAAUAAAUAAAGACUCUCACUGCUGUUAA
Messenger RNA from Thunnus maccoyii (southern bluefin tuna), 1671 nucleotides. It is a transcript of the gene dhrs1, whose product is annotated as dehydrogenase/reductase (SDR family) member 1. NCBI's taxonomy places the organism in Eukaryota, Metazoa, Chordata, Actinopteri, Scombriformes, Scombridae. The transcript is spliced from 9 exons. The record is from RefSeq and is a predicted model, not a curated record. Bases 174 to 1106 code for a protein of 310 amino acids.